Molecule: messenger RNA, 1929 nt
Organism: Phascolarctos cinereus (koala)
Lineage: Eukaryota; Metazoa; Chordata; Mammalia; Diprotodontia; Phascolarctidae
Gene: CTSK
Product: cathepsin K
Biological process (GO): proteolysis
Molecular function (GO): cysteine-type peptidase activity
Source: RefSeq, a predicted model, not a curated record
GUGCCACAAAGUCAUGUGAAACUCAACAACCAGCAACUAUUGCUCCCUGUCGAUCUGCAAAUCUGUUCUCCUCCUCUUCUCCCUUUUGGUUUCCUUCCACACUGCCCCCUCUUCCCCCCUCCUCCUGCCUGCCAGUCCAGAUUUUCCAGCCGGCUGCUGGAGCCGACUUCCUCAAACUUUUUGGAAUAAAACUAGCAUCCAUAACUGUCCACUCUGAUACGUGCCUGUGCCUUCCUCUCCAGAUCAGAGAACAGACUAAUAUCAGGAUGUGGGGGUUCAGUAUCCUGUUACUGUUGCUGCCAUCGGUGGUGAGUUCUGCUCUAUACCCAGAGGAGAUGUUAGACACACAGUGGAAGUUGUGGAAGAAAUCCUAUGGAAGAGAAUAUAACAGCAAGGUGGAUGAGAUCUCUCGACGUCUGAUUUGGGAAAAGAACCUGAAAUACAUCUCCACCCACAACCUGGAAUUCUCUCUAGGUCUUCAUACAUUUGAGCUGGCUAUGAAUCAUUUGGGAGACAUGACCAGCGAGGAGGUAGUACAGAAGAUGACUGGACUGAAGGUGCCCCUGUCUCGCUCCCAGAACAAUGAUACCCUCUAUUUCCCUGACCAGGAGGGCAAAACCCCCGAUUCCAUCGACUACAGAAAAAAGGGAUAUGUCACCCCCGUCAAAAAUCAGGGUCAGUGUGGCUCCUGCUGGGCCUUCAGUUCUGUGGGUGCGUUGGAAGGCCAACUCAAGAAGAAGACUGGUAAACUCCUCAACCUGAGCCCCCAGAACCUUGUGGACUGUGUGUCAAAAAAUGAUGGCUGUGGCGGGGGGUACAUGACCAAUGCCUUCCAGUAUGUGCAGGAGAACCGGGGCAUAGACUCGGAAGAUGCUUACCCUUACAUCGGCCAGGAUGAAAAUUGCAUGUACAACCCUACUGGCAAGGCUGCAAAAUGCCGGGGGUACCGAGAGAUCCCUGAAGGGAGCGAGAAAGCCUUGAAGAGGGCAGUGGCCAGAGUGGGACCCGUAGCUGUUGCAAUCGAUGCAAGCCUGUCCUCUUUCCAGUUCUAUAGCAAAGGUGUGUAUUAUGAUGAAAACUGCAACAGCGACAAUCUCAACCAUGCAGUGCUGGCUGUGGGAUAUGGGAUUCAAAGGGGUACCAAGCACUGGAUCGUCAAAAACAGCUGGGGGAGAGCAGUGGGGCAACAAAGGUUACAUCCUGAUGGCCCGGAACAAGAACAACGCCUGUGGUAUUGCCAACCUGGCCAGCUUCCCCAAGAUGUGAUUGUGGCCAUUUGACUUCCUUCGACCCUUUCUUCCCACCCUCCUUCUGUUCUUGCAAGGUGGGGGGUGCCCUUUGGAAAGGAGCUGGCCAGUCUCUCUUGGAGCAAGCUUGGUGGUCUGAAGAUGGUUCACCUACAAUUUACCUUUUAGUAUUACAAAGUGCCCUUCAGAUGACCUCCUCCUCCUCCUCUCCCUCCUCUUCCUCUUUCCCUUCCUCUCCCCAACCCCUACCUCUACUUGUCUUCCUUUGAAGUGUCAGGGUCAGGUGUGAGGUACAAGGGGUAGAACAUGCCCAUGGCCAGUGAGGUGUGAACAGGCAGGCUGUCCUGGUGCUGCUGCUGUGCCCACGUGAGGAGAGCUUGGGGAGCUUCCAAACAGAGCUGACUCUCACCCAGCUAGAACAAGUCAGCCCUUUGUCCUGCCUAGAGGCAGAGACACGGACAACGACGUGGAAUGAUGUCAGUCAUUCAGGGUUCUGUUCAUCCGGGUCUGUGAGUCGCCAAUAAUCUCUUCCUCAUCCUCAAAAGUGAGAGGUGCCUGCUUUCCAUCUUAUUUCAUGAAACUAUGAUUUUCUUAUUUUGUAGUAAGUUUAGAUUAUACCGGAAAUAUGUAUUUUUCUCUCUCUGUUUAAAUAUUUUGAAAUAAACUGAGUACUGAUCACUUG